Messenger RNA from Dovyalis caffra, 2676 nucleotides. The record is from the annotation of a GenBank genome assembly. NCBI's taxonomy places the organism in Eukaryota, Viridiplantae, Streptophyta, Magnoliopsida, Malpighiales, Salicaceae.
AUGGAGCAUCACGUGCUUCACACGUGCCUGCAAUCUAUCAACGACAACACCAAAAACAAUCCUUUCUCUCUCCAAACCCUAACUUCUCUUCGCUCUCUAAUAAUCAACCCGAACACCUCCAAUUCCACAAUCUCUUCAAUCCUGGAAACCCUAACUCGCUCUCUCCAACUCAGCACCAACUCACUCACAACUCAUCACCACAUCCUCAAACUCCUCACCGACCUCGCUUCUCACCGCACUCACCUCACCUCUCAAAUCCUCACCUCAAUCCGCACCGACUCACUCCUCUCCGCCGAAUCAACUCAAAUUGCCACAGAGUCACUCACUUCACUCGCUUCGAUUGCCGAUUCUGAUCAAAACGAAAUUGAUGAUCGGUUAUUUCUGUCCCUGUGUUUUUCUGCUACUUCGGUUUCCACUCGAUUGCGGCUGCUCAGAAAUGGAGAGAGGCUAGGCGUAGGGACGCACGUGUUGUUUAGUGUGUUUUUAGGGUUUACAAAAGAUCCUUACCCGUACGUGAGAAAGGUUGCUUUGGAUGGAUUGUUAGGGCUGUGCAAAAAGGGCAGCGUUUUUGAGGAUAUUAGUGUUAUUGAAGGUUGUUAUCGCCGUGCUGUUGAGCUUCUACAAGAUAAUGAAGAUUGUGUACGCUCUGCUGCAAUUCACGUGGUAAAUGAAUGGGGGCAAAUGCUUAUAGCAGCCAAAGAAGCGAAAGAUAGAAGAGAUUGGUCGAAUCAAGUAUUCGUCCAGCUCUGUUCUAUGGUAAGAGAUAUGAGUGUGGAGGUCAGGGUGGAAGCUUUUAAUGCUCUUGGCAAGAUAAAGUUGGUAUCUGAAGACAUUUUAUUGCAAACUCUAUCAAAAAAAGUCCUAGCAAUCAUGAAAAAGAAGAAUUCCCAUGGUCAGUGCACUGCAGAAAUGGUUGAGGUUUUGGCAUCUAGUUAUGCUGGAGUUUUUCUGCAUGGGCUUGAGGAUGAAUUCCAUCAGGUGCGAAAGUCUGCUUGUUACUCUUUGCGCACUCACACCACCCUCUGUGCUGAGUUUGCUGGUCAGUCCUUGACCCUGUUGAUGGACGUGCUGAAUGAUGAUUCAAUGGCUGUAAGGUUAGAAGCUUUAGAAACACUGCAGCAGAUGGCAAUCUUUGGGUGUCUAAAGGAUGAAGCUGAUGUCUUCUCUGUUUUGUUUUUUAUGGGUCAAAGCCAUGGGAACUUUGCUGCUUGCAUUAUCAAGGAAGUUUCACAAGAGAUAGAGCCAGUUUCGGAGGGACAAUUGAGCUUGGAUAGUGCAAGAGUGGCUGCAUUUCUUGUACUUGCCAUCUCAGCUCCACUCUCACAAGAUCAGAAUGGUCUAAAUAUUCCACCUAGAUUUUUUUCUUAUGCAGUAACUUUGCUAGGGAGGAUCUCUUGUGCUUUGAAAGAAGUCGUAGACCAAAAUACACUUUUGGCAUAUUUGUUUCAGUGCAGUGGAUCCUCUACUUCUGACAAAGAAGUUGAAGAGGAGUCAUUACUGCCUGUAGUUAAUGACACUGUUAAUGAUGGUGUCGGUAGUCCUGUUGGGAUGCCCAUGCUACAAACUGGCAAUGAAACUUCUGAAGUCCUGCCUGUGAUAUCAUGUGAAUUUGGGGAUUUAUCAACUUCAAUUGUAGAAUACCAGUUAGAAGGGCAUGACGAAGUCAUGAAAUCAAUGAACCUUAUCCUUGCAAGGGUCAGAGAUACCUGGCUUUUGGUACAAUCAAGGUGCACUAAUGUAGCAUUGAGGACUCUAAGGGCUUGCAAGGAAGAAUUGACAAUGUUUACUCCUGCAUCGCUUGAAUCUGCUGGUGCAUUGGCAUUUACAAUGCAAUACCUCCGGGUAAUGAAACUGUUUGCUAAGAUAUGGGAGCUUGUUGUAUGGAACAUUCGGUCCUAUGAAACAGGAGGAUUGGAGAUUCUAUUAGGGAAAUUGGACAUAAGGCUCAGAGAGCUGCAGUGUAGAUUUAUAGGGCUUUCUAAGGAAGAGGAGUUGCAUGUGUUGGAGCUUAUAGUUGUCGCCUGUAUGUUAAGGUUAUCCAAAGUUGAAAUCUACUGGUGUCCUACUACUCUGAAAAGACUGUCUGCUAUAAUUUCACUUAUAGAAAUUCUCAAUGAUAAAGGAUCUAUUGAACCAUCUGAUAUCUUAAUGGACGCUAAGAAGACAGUGCAUGAGAUUGGCACUUCUAAUGGUGGUAUCUCAUGCAGUCCCUUCCUGUUUGGAAAAUCAGUUGAUUUCUUCACCCCUAAGCAGUUCAGUUUAUGCUCAAGAGUAAGGCAUAUAAAUGCAGAUUUGGAUGUUCUGGGCAAUGAUUCUGAAAAUCCUCUUCCUUUUGUCUCUGGACUACCUGUGGCUAUACCUUUGGAUAUUACUUUGUACAAUGUUGUAAGUGAGAAUAGGUUGUGGCUUACCAUAGCAAUGAGUCAGGAGUCAACUCAGUUUGUCUUCUUAGAUUUGAACGUAUUAGCAGGCUGCAAUGAGGUCAAGAAAUUUACUUUUAUUGCGCCCUUUUACAGAACUCCAAAAGCCGGUUUGUUCACAUUAAGGAUGUGUAUAGGUAUGGAAUGUUUUGUUGAGGAUUGUCACUUCGCAAAAUGCUGUGGAGGUCCAAAACGAGAAUUGGUUUAUCUUUGCCCGGAAAAAGAUGUUCAUUUUUGCUUGGUUCAGAAGGACUGA